Molecule: messenger RNA, 1128 nt
Organism: Colletotrichum spaethianum
Lineage: Eukaryota; Fungi; Ascomycota; Sordariomycetes; Glomerellales; Glomerellaceae
Exons: 3
Coding region: 1-1128 (375 amino acids)
Source: RefSeq, a predicted model, not a curated record
AUGGCGGACCACGAGACCAAAACACCAGCUGCGGUCAAGUCUACGAGCCACCAGAAAACGACUCAUGAAGCUGAGGAGCAUGAAAACCGUGAAGAGCAAUACGCAGACGUAUGGCGUGCCCCACGCGGUGGUGCGGAGGAAGAUCUUGGGGGCUUGUCCUUUGAGCGCCAGACCAAACAAUACACGGGUACCGGCGAGCAGACUCUGGUUGGACGCAGACCAAGCGGAGGUGAUGACGACGGCGUUGACCACGCUGGGGAUUGCCGGGAUGCCAGCGGCCGAGGCGGCGAUGACGAAGGGGCUCUGAGCGGCAGUGCCGGACUCAUCAUUCAGGCGAGGGUCGUUGCUCGCGACCAACAUACCGACGAUGAGGACGGCAAGCAUGUAGAACAGCACGAUACGCGCAAAGACGCGCUUGCAAGCGCGGGGAAUGGCGCGGCGGGGGUUCUGCGUCUCGGCAGCAGCCAUGGCAAGGGACUCAACGCCAGCAAAGGAGAAGACGGCGCUCGUCAUGACGCCCCAGUACCCCAGAAACUUGCCCCAGUCGCCAGUGGCGAUGUGCUCGACGAACGGACCCGGGUUCCAGCCGAUGGCGAAGCCCCAGGCGGGGUCGACGAGGAAUUCGGCAUGACGGACGAAGGAUCCUGUGACGGGCAGCAGAGCCGAGACCUCUCCGAGCGCAAACUGCACGGAGCAGACGAUGAGGCCGACGGUGGCGUAGCCGAGCAGCGCACCAAGGGGACCGCCGGUCUGGAUGGCGCCGCCGAGGCCGAGGAACAGACCGGUGCCAAUGGCGCCGGCGAUACCCAGCAUGGAAAGAUGGCGCUGCUCCAGACCGCGCUUCAGGUCGCGGUCCUCGGUGGUGGUGACGAAAUCGCCGUCGUGAUCGUCGUGAGGCUCAAACGGGCCGCCCCGAGGGGUCUCAGGGGCCUCGGCGGCCUCGACGUCCUCGGACGUGAUCCAAGCGUGGCGGGUGACAUUGGCGAUGCCCGGCGACUUGGCGCCGGGGAACGGGAUGGUAUCGGUGCUCAUCGCUCUCGUUACGUUCCUCUCUCCUCUCUUUUUUUUUUCUUGGCUGCGUCCUUCACCGCGGUCGGGCUGGCGGUGGGAGGUGAGAGCAAAAGCUGA